Molecule: messenger RNA, 1592 nt
Organism: Durio zibethinus
Lineage: Eukaryota; Viridiplantae; Streptophyta; Magnoliopsida; Malvales; Malvaceae
Product: proteasome subunit beta type-5-like
Cellular component (GO): cytoplasm; proteasome core complex
Molecular function (GO): threonine-type endopeptidase activity
Source: RefSeq, a predicted model, not a curated record
UUAUUUAUCAAAAAACCACUCCAUUUCCUGUAUUUUAUUGCUGCAUCUCACUAGACUUUGACUCUUUUCUCUUCACCGAUCAUCUGCAAUCUGAUUGAAAAGAUUUUUUAAAAAAAAAAAGCCAAACAUGAAGCUUGACACUAGCGGUCUAGAAUCGGUGGCGCCAGUCUGGGGUGCUCCUGGAGAGCUUGUUGAUGGGUUUGCGGCUGCGCCGUCGUUUGAGCUCCCAAAUCCUGCAGAUUUUGAUGGGUUUCAGAAAGAAGCUAUUCAAAUGGUGAAACCUGCUAAGGGUACCACCACGCUUGCUUUCAUCUUUAAAGAAGGCGUCAUGGUUGCUGCUGAUUCUAGAGCUAGCAUGGGAGGCUAUAUCUCAUCACAGUCUGUGAAGAAAAUCAUCGAAAUCAAUCCAUACAUGCUUGGCACAAUGGCUGGUGGAGCUGCUGACUGCCAGUUUUGGCACAGAAAUUUAGGCAUCAAGUGCCGGUUGCAUGAAUUAGCAAACAAACGUAGAAUUUCUGUUACAGGAGCAUCAAAACUGUUGGCAAACAUUCUCUAUUCUUAUCGAGGAAUGGGACUUUCAAUUGGAACCAUGAUUGCUGGAUGGGAUGAAACGGGUCCUGGACUAUACUAUGUGGACAGUGAAGGGGGAAGGUUAAAGGGAAUGCGUUUCUCUGUUGGAUCUGGUUCACCAUAUGCUUAUGGUGUGCUGGAUAAUGGCUAUCGGUAUGAUAUGUCAAUUGAAGAAGCUGCAGAGUUGGCCAGAAGAGCUAUUUAUCACGCCACAUUCCGAGAUGGAGCCAGUGGUGGUGUUGCCAGCGUUUACUACGUGGGACCAAAUGGCUGGAAGAAGCUAUCUGGUGACGAUGUUGGAGAACUUUAUUACAAAUACUAUCCAGUGAUACCAAGCACGGUAGAACAGGAAAUGGUUGAGGUAGAAUGGGAGGUCGAGGUAGAACAGGAAAUGGUUGAAGGAGCUGGGGCAUAAGAUGGUUCUAUUCAACCUAGACCAAGUUGAAGAUGUUUGCAUUCAUAGAUUGGUCAAUGGGAUAGAUUCUGAUACUAUGAAGCUCAGUUUCCUCUAUUUUCACUUUGGAAUUAGCCUUAAAGACUAAUUCACUGAUUGACCUGGGUGCUAGUUAAUGUUUUAAGAAUCCUUCCAAUCAUGUCAAGUUCAGUCAUCUUGAUCAGUUUGUCAUUUGAUGUUGAAAAUUUUUAAUGAAUCUCCACUUUUAGCUACACCAACAUUUGAAUUAUUCUGUCUUCAUCUAGGGUCUGGCUUUUUGUAAACCACUACCAAUUACUAUAAAGGACCUGAUUAGUCAUCUGGCUAGAAAAGAAAGAUUUUAUGAGCAUUGGGAUAAUUAUAUCUGGUGAUGGCAGUGAUCCUAUGUUGUAGCCCAUUUACCUAGUUCAAUUAGAGAGUGAAUUUUUUGUUGUAUGUGACAGUGACGGGCUUCCUUCCCAGGUUGUCGGUUCAACGUUGCUGAGCAGUUAAACCAUAAAACAUCAAAUGGGCAAUGAGACUUCCUGUGCCUCCCAAGGGGGAAAAAAAAAAAACAAAAAGGGAAAUUGAUAUUUGCGGUACAUGGGCC